Messenger RNA from Lasiosphaeria miniovina, 294 nucleotides. RefSeq lists its product as uncharacterized. Gene Ontology annotation, cellular component: U6 snRNP; P-body; Lsm1-7-Pat1 complex. NCBI's taxonomy places the organism in Eukaryota, Fungi, Ascomycota, Sordariomycetes, Sordariales, Lasiosphaeriaceae. Bases 1 to 294 code for a protein of 97 amino acids. Gene Ontology annotation, molecular function: RNA binding. Gene Ontology annotation, biological process: P-body assembly; mRNA splicing, via spliceosome. The transcript is spliced from 3 exons. The record is from RefSeq and is a predicted model, not a curated record.
AUGGCCGAAGCGGGAGAUGAGGGUAAUCCGGUGUCAGAACCCCUCGACCUUGUGAGGUUGCUGCUCGAUGAGGUUGUCUGCGUAAAGCUCAGAGGCGAUCGCGAGCUGAAAGGCCGCCUUCAUGCUUACGACAGCCAUUGCAAUCUGGUCCUGGGCGAGGUUGAAGAGACCAUCUAUGUCGUCGAUGAAGAGGAUGACGAUGACGAAAUCAAGACCGUCAGCAGGAAAUCCGAAAUGCUGUUUGUGAGGGGCGAUAGCGUCGUGCUCAUCUCGCCACAGUCACGAGCCUAUUGA